Messenger RNA from Parasteatoda tepidariorum (common house spider), 14361 nucleotides. Lineage: Eukaryota; Metazoa; Arthropoda; Arachnida; Araneae; Theridiidae. The record is from RefSeq and is a predicted model, not a curated record.
UAACUCAUCUAUAUCUACUAAGUACUUUUGACGUCAUAUGGUUGUCGGAAUGACUUGAAUGUGGGAAAUACAAUCCACUCCCUUUGCAUCGACAUUGUGGAAGCUCUGCAUGCAAAAUAUUUAGCUGAAUUUGUUUAUAUGAAUCGGCGAUAAGUUUUAUGUUCGAAUAUGUUGCACAGGUAAUGUAGCAGGUGGAAUAAAAUCAUGAGCCAAAGGAUUAAUUUCGUGUUAUUUAUUUUGUUGUGUUCUUUGUUUACCGUCUUCAGCAAUUCUGUGUUUUCGCGCAAUUAUUAUGGCAUAAAAGAAGCGUUUGAAGAAGAAAUUCCACAAGGGGCAUCGACGCUAGCCUUUGUGUUUGAUAUUACAGGAUCUAUGUACGAUGACUUAGUGCAAGUGAUUGAAGGUGCCGCUAGGAUUUUAAGUACUAUUUUGGCAAGGAGAGAAAAGGCCAUUCAUAACUAUGUUCUUGUUCCAUUUCACGAUCCAGAUAUUGGCCCUGUAACUGUAACCACUGAUCCAGAUCUAUUCCAGAGACACUUAAAAGAGCUCUAUGUUCAAGGUGGAGGUGACUGUCCAGAAAUGAGUAUAGGUGCCAUCAAACUAGCAUUAGAAGUUUGUCUACCUAAUUCUCACAUUUAUGUGUUCACUGAUGCUCGGGCAAAAGAUUACUAUUUAUUAAAUGAUGUCUUAAAGUUGAUUCAAAGAAAACAGAGUCAGGUUGUAUUUGUUAUGACUGGCGACUGCGGAAACCAUUCCCAUCCUGGAUAUCAAGCUUAUGAACGUAUUGCAUCAACUAGUUCUGGCCAAGUUUUUCAUUUAAUGAAAUCAGAUGUCGAUGAGGUUUUAAAUUUUGUGCGUGUUUCAUUGCAAGCUAGAAAAGUAAAUUUGUUUGCAAUUGAUAGACCCGCUGGAGAUUUAAAGGAGUUUGAAUUUGAUGUGGAUGGAAGCCUUAGAGAAUUUACAAUAUCCGUUUCAGGUGAAAAACCUGUAAUAACACUUAUAAGCUCUAGAGGAGAGGUCAUUGACCAAACAAAAGGAUUAUUAGAAUUAUUGAGUCAUAAAAAUAUCAGCAUAGUCAAUAUCAAAGAUCCUGAUCCCGGUCGCUGGAAACUUAGAGUAAACAGUGAAGGAGCCCAUACUAUUAGAGCUACAGGACUUAGCAAAAUUGAUUUUGUCCAUGGAUUUUCAAGGCAACCUACUUCAAAUAUUAAAGAAACUUAUCAUCGUCCUUUAAGAGGGGCUCCUACAUAUUUAUUAGUUAAUGCAACUGAUUUACCUAAUCCAGCUACAUUUGAAAAUGUAAAAAUAGUUGAUCUGGAAGGCAAUAAUCUGCAAAACAUUCCUCUUAAAAGAUUCCCUGGCACCAAUAUGUUCAAUGCUUCCACAUUUUAUCCACCUAAUGAAUAUUUUUACCUCAAGGUUGCUGGCUCUGAUGAGCAUGGCUUUCCAAUUGAAAGAAUGACUUCGACUGCUAUCAGUUCCCAAUUACCAGAUGCUCCAGAAGUAAGUACAAGACCUCGCAUGAAUGGAUAUUAUGAAGAAGACACAGAUUUACAUUGCUAUAUCCAAUCUUUGGUACCUUUUUCUGUUACAUGGUACAAAGAAGGUAUCCCAGUCAGUCAAGAACAGCAUUUUCUACAAACAACUGAAGCAAUUCUCACUGUACCGGAAGUUACUCUACUUUCAGAAGGUUAUUAUUCGUGCAAUGCAACAAAUAUAGCUGGAAGAGGUUCAAGUGUUAUAUUUCUAGAUGUGAAAGAACCUCCACCUUCAAUAACAAAAGCCGGUAACGUGAGCGGAGUUCUUGGAAGCGUAGUCAUCUUACCUUGUGAAAUUGAAAGUGUUGUUGACUACCGUGUCACCUGGAAUAAACUCCUACCUGAUGCAGACAAUGAAGGUUUUGUAAAAGCUUCUCAACUUCCUGAUGAUCCCCGUUUCAUUAUUCACGCCAAUGAUUCUCUAGUUAUAAGGCAUCUGAAUCCUAAAGAUGGUGGAUGGUACAGAUGUACAGCAUCAAAUGAAGGCGGUGUUGUGCAGGAAAACAUUUACCUUCAUACUUACUAUCCACCUGUUGUAUCUGUUAUGCCAGCUACAAAAAAUUUCAAACAUGGAGAUGUUAUCAAUAUAACAUGUGAUGCUAAAGGAUUCCCUCUUCCUACUAUAAGAUGGAUCUGGAGUCCCAUACAUAAUCAAAAUUUUAUAUCUGGUCGAAGUGAAAUUUCAGGAAAUAAUUUAUUGAUUCACUCUGCAGAUGCAAAAGAUGAAGGGAGAUAUGACUGCAUUGGGACAAAUCCGGCUGGAAAUAAAGUUGCGAGCGUGAAUUUGAACUAUAUAGAGGCUCCAUCAAUUAGCAUACGUGAUAAGGAACUCAUAGUCAGAAAUGGAGACCAAGCAAAUCUAAGAUGCAUUGCUGAAGGUUUGCCUGAUCCUAAAGUAAGAUGGUUCAGAGGGGCUACAGAAAUUCAACCUCUCUCAUACAUACAGAUAUCUCCUGAUGGAACUUUGCUGAUUUAUGAUGUUCAAGAAACAGAUGCUGGACAAUAUACUUGUCUUGCUGAAAAUGAAGCUGGAAGCGCAAAUGAAACAAUGUACUUAAAUGUUGGAUCAAAGCCUUCCUUGAUCAAACUACCCAGCAUAACCUCUGUGGAAGUUCUAAAAAGUUUUACCAUCCCUUGUAUUGCAACUGGUGCUCCUUUACCAAUUAUAAAGUGGUUUUUUACUAAUGGAAGUGAAAUUAAGUCACAUUCUAAAAUAUCUGUUACAUCAGAGGGUAAUCUUGUUAUUGUAGAUGCUGAUCCAUCUAUUGCUGAUAAUUUCAUAUGUAGAGCUGAGAAUAAAUUUGGAAUUGAAGAGCAAAUGGUUAGUGUCAAGUUGACUGGAAUAAAAGCACCCAUAUUGUCUCCUCUUCCUGAACUUAUAGAAAUUCCAAAGGGAGAAAAGCGUUCUAUAUCCUGUAUUGUACUCGAUGGCCAUCCAAAACCAAAUAUGGAGUGGUUUAAAAAUGGAGAACCCAUUAAGCCUGGUUUUGGAAUUGAAAUAAAUUAUACUAAAUUAGAAUUUUUAUAUGCAGAUGAAAUACAUGAAGCUAAUUAUACAUGUUUAUCUUCAAACAUUGGUGGUAAUGCUUCAGAAACCACCUAUGUUAACGUUUUAUAUCAUCCUGUAAUAUCAUCAACUAACCAAGAAUUUGAAGCUGUUGAAGGCUCAACAAUUACCUUACCAUGCAAAGUUAAAGGUGACCCACAGCCAGCUGUCAUUUGGUUCAAAAAUAAGAUACAGCUCAUUUCUGAUCAUGAGUAUUUUAUAGAUGAAAAUCAGAGCUUAAAAAUAUUGAAUGUUGAUGAAAGAAAUGAAGGAGAAUAUGUUUGUUCUGCUACUAAUAUUGUUGGUACAUCUGAUGAAGUUUUUAAAGUGUCAGUCAAAGUUCCUCCAAAAAUACUACAACCUAGUGCUGUGUAUAAUGCCACUGAUGGAGACAUGGUUUUAUUACCCUGCAGUUCUCAUGCUAAACCUCCUGCACAUAUUAAAUGGACUCGAAUCAGCCAGAAACAUCGGGAUGAUUUGGACAAAUAUAUGAUGUACAAUGGAAGCUUACUUUUAAAAGCAUCAUCCUCAGAUUCUGAUGUCUACACGUGUAAAGCUAUGAAUGAAGUUGGUGAAGCAAAAAUUGAACUAACAUUAAAUGUUAAUGUUCCACCUUUUGCCAAAAUACUACCUUCUCUUAUUAUUGGUAUUAUACGCCAGAAUAUUUCAAUUUUCUGUGAAACUUCUGGUCAUCCUGAACCUAGUGUGGUUUGGAAGAAAAGUGGUGCAUAUAUACAAUCGAAUUCAGCUGUAGUUCAACACGCAAACCUCUCUAUUAUUAAUGCAGAUAUUUCUGAUGAAGGGGAAUACCAGUGCAUCGCUGAAAACAUUGUGGGAUCACAUGUAGCCAGAACGGUUGUGACUAUUCAUGAUCCUCCUAAAAUUGAUGAAUCAACUUCAUCUCCUUCUUUUAUAACCGCUGUUGUUAGUGACAAACUGGACAUUAAAUGUUAUGCUUCUGGUCAUCCUAUUCCACAAAUACUUUGGAGUGAAUCUAAAAAUACUCGAGUUCAUCAUAUUCAAAACAACAUCCUUCACAUUCCUUUUGUUCAAGAAUCAGAUGCUGGAAUCUAUACUUGCACUGCUCAAAAUAUUGCUGGAUUUGAUGUUAAAAUUUUUAAUCUAACUGUUUAUGCUCCUCCAGCUUUGAUUGCAAGUUCAGCUAAAGAUUCUAAUCUUGAAAUUAUAUCUGGUUUGCCUGUGACUUUGGACUGUUCCUCUUCGGCACUGCCCUUUCCUGACAUCACCUGGCUUAAAAAUAGCGUGUUCUUACCACCUGUUGGACAUAAUUUUGUCAUUAAAGACAAGAAUCAGAAACUUGAAUUUGUAAAUGUCACCAUAUCUGAUAAUGGAGAAUAUACUUGUGUCGCCAAGAACAUUGCUGGAGAGACCUCUAACACGUUCAGAUUAAGUGUCUCAGCUCCACCAAGCUUCAAAAAUCCCUCUGACCAAGAUUUAACUGUUGUGAAAAAUAACUCUGUUCUCCUAGAUUGUUCAGCCAAGGGCUUUCCUGAACCAAUGUAUGCUUGGCGAAAAAAUGAGCAGCUUCUAUCUGUAUUCAAGCCUGGCUUAAAAUUGAAUGAUGAUAAAAGUGUUUUGCAAAUAAGUGAUGCCCAGGAAUUUGAUGCUGGAUCUUAUUCAUGUAUUGCAAUAAAUAAAGUUGGAUCAAGUGCCCGACAUUUUGAAGUGAGUGUUUUAGUUCCUCCUGAAAUACAAGGUGCAAAGUUUGAAGAGAUAGAAGAGAUAUUGAAUCAAAGUGUGGAUAUGAACUGCAUUGUAAAUGGCAAUCCUCUUCCUUCUAUAAUUUGGCUCAGAAACGGCCAUGAAUUACCAAUAAACAAUUGUGUGAAUGAACUUGAAACUGAUAAUCAAAAAUUGACUAUUUCAAGACUCUCCGAGACUGAUCAUGGUAUUUACACUUGUCGAGCAUCUAACAAUAUUGGAAAUGCCACAAAAACAUUUAAGUUAAACGUACUAGUCCCUCCACAAAUUAAUGAACAGAGCUUAACUGAAACUAUUCGUACUAAAGAAGGCGAUAUUCUUCAGUUAAAAUGUGAUGCAUAUGGAACACCAGUACCUAAAAUAACGUGGGAAAAGAAUGGCAUUCCUCUUCCACCACGGUUGUUUCAUUCCAAUGACAGCAUCUUAAGAAUUGUCAAUAUUGGUAAAAGAGAUUCUGGAAGAUAUAUAUGCAUUGCUACAAAUAAAGCUGGAAGUUACGAAAAGGAUUUCAGUGUUGUUGUACUAUCUCCUCCAAAGUUGGAUAAUGGUCGAUCAUUUGGAAGGUCCAUCCCCAGACAUGGAAGAAGUGAGACUUUUGAGAAUCUUCCAGUUGUUCUAAUGUGUCCUUUUUCAAGUCAGCCUCAACCGCAAUUUAUUUGGAAAAAAGAAGAUGAAGUAUUAAAUGAAGCUGUCAGCCCACAAUACACCAUUUCUGAGGGUGGAAAACGUUUAACUAUCAAACAUGCAAAAGCUGAAGAUACUGGAAAAUAUACUUGCAUUGCUAAGAAUGAAGCGGGGGAGUCAACACAAGAUUUUUCUAUUAACGUUCUCUCUCCACCAAAAAUUAGUGCAGACUCUGUAUAUCCGAUAGAAGUACCUGAGAAUGAUAGUCUUCUUCUAAAUUGUAGUGCUUUUGGCAACCCUCCACCUUCUGUUGUUUGGCUGAAAGAAGGUCUUGAGCUUGAAUCAGGAAAUGGCAUUAUUAUCUCUGAUGAUGGAAUGAACCUAGAAGUUCCAAAUGUUGAAGUACAGCAUUCUGGUGUAUAUGUCUGCAUUGCUACUAAUUUAGCUGGUUCUGAUGAAAAAGAAUUCAACGUAGAUGUUUUAUAUUCUCCUCGUCAAAGCCCUGAGGUUGAAGAAUUGAGAGCUCGUCCAAUAGCUUAUGUCAAUAAGCCUUUCACCAUUGAUUGUCCGUUGACAGGAAAUCCUCCACCGCAAAUAAAAUGGCUAAAAAAUGGCAAAGAGAUCAUUCUAAAUGAUGAACGAAAUGUCUAUAUUCAUGAUGAUGGGCAGAAACUUUCUCUUUUAAGAGCCAGAAGUGAAGAUACUGCAGUUUAUACUUGUGUAGCUGAAAAUGAAGUUGGUAGUCAGCUGAAACGGUUUUCUCUUGAUGUAUUAGCACCACCCUUGAUUGAUAAGAAAAACAUGAAAACAAUUCAUUCUGCAAAAGAAUAUGAUUCAGUAGUGUUGGAAUGUCUUGUCACUGGAUCUCCAUCACCAGAAAUAGUUUGGCUAAAAGAUUCUGAUGUUAUUCCCCUUCAGUCGUCACAGCAUGUAAACUUUUCUGACAAUUUUCAAAAAUUACAAGUUAAUAAUUUGACAUUAAACGAUGCAGGAAAAUAUACCUGUCUUGCUGGAAAUGAGGUUGGAAUCGACGAUUUAGAUUUUAAGCUUGAUGUUCGAGUUCCUCCAAAACUAGAAAAUUUCGAAAACACUCCUGAAAAUAUGUCGGCCGUUUUCAAUAAGCCACUGACAUUCAACUGUCCUGCAUCAGGAAUACCCCCUCCAAUAGUAAAAUGGUUUAAAGAUGGGAAACCCUUAGAUGUAAGUUCUGAUGCUAAUAUUGUACUCUCUCCUGAUUCAAAGCAGUUAAAAAUAUUUCGAACGAGAGAAAGUGAUGCUGCGACCUACACAUGUGAAGCUGUGAAUAAUGCUGGAAAGAUUGAAAAAGACUUUAUCUUAGAUGUGCAAGUACCUCCAAAAAUGAUUGAGACAAAGAGUGUUGUUGAUUAUUAUUCAGAAGAUGAUGAUGGAAUUCAAAAUGAGCUGAAAGCAGUUGAAAAUUCCACCUCCAAAUUAGAAUGCUAUGUUGAUGGGAACCCUAAACCUUUAAUUAUCUGGAUAAAAGAUGGCCAUUUGUUGAAUCUUGAAAGUGAAAGUAAACAUUAUAAACUAUUUUAUGAGGGCCAGGUGCUGCAAAUUCAGGAUGUGAAACAGUCAGAUGCUGGUCGCUAUACCUGUAUUGCUUCUAACACUGCUGGAACUAAAGAAAGAAGUUUUAGUCUAAAUGUUCAUGCCCUCCCUAAAUUACAAGGUUCUAACUUUGAAACUCAGGAAGUGCUUCCAAAUCGCCCAACUGUUCUCGAAUGUCCUAUAGAUUCCAUUCCACCUGCUUCAAUUACUUGGCUUAAGGAUGGGAAAAAGAUCCAAUCAUCUGAAAAUAUGUUAAUAAAAGUAUUGGAUGGAGGAAAAAUACUUCAAUUUAUAAAAACUUCAUCUGCAGAUGAUGGUCAUUAUACUUGCAUUGCUGAAAAUGAUGUUGGAAAAAUUGAAAAACACUUCAAGGUAGAUGUUUUUGAUCCUCCUAUCAUUGAAGGUCUUUCUUCAAAAUUAGAAUUUUUAGAGAAUAUGCCAGUUACAUUAGAUUGUGCUGCUAAAGGAAAACCGCAGCCAGACAUUGUUUGGUUAAAAGAUGGUCAAAUAAUUUCAGAUGAUAUCUUAAAAAAUAUGAGUAUGUUUUUGGAGUUAGAAAAUUCGCAAUUGAAAAUCCUAGAAGCUAAAACAAUUCACUCUGGGUUAUAUAAGUGUGUUGCAACUAAUGCAGCUGGAUCAGUUGAGAAGUCAUUUGAUAUCUACAUUAAAGUUCCUCCUAGAGUAGUAGAUACAUCUGAGCCAAACAUGACAAUUUUAAUCAAUCAACAGAUAUCCAUGCACUGUUUUGUUGAAGCUGAACCUGAAGCAACCAUCAUUUGGACUAAGGAUGGUAGAAUAAUCAAUGACAACAAAGAUCCUUUUAUUCAUAUGCUUGAUGAUGGACAGAAACUUCAAAUUCUUCGAACCCGAGAAGCAGAUAGUGGCCACUAUUCAUGUGAAAUCUCUAAUAAUGUUGGAAAUAGCAGUCGUUCCUUCAUGUUAAAUAUUCUUGUUCCUCCGAAGGUUAAAAAUCAUAUACAGGGUGAGCCAGUUACUCAUGAGCUUAAGGGGAACAAUGCAACCAUUAAAUGUUACGUCCAUGGAAAUCCACCACCAACUAUUUCUUGGUUGAAGAAUGGAGAGCCUCUGUAUCCGGACUCAACAAACAAGAUAAAGUUCUACCACAAUAACCAAGUAUUGCAACUCUUUGAUCUUGAAUCCCAUGAUGCAGGGCAAUACAAAUGUGUUGUCUCUAGUCCACUUGGAUUUGAAGAAAAGACAUUUAAUUUAGAUGUGUUGGUUCCUCCACAAAUUGAUGGUGAAACCUCUGAGGAUUCCGUAGCACAUGUCAAUAAACCUACUAAACUCAAGUGCAAUGUUGAAGGAAAUCCAAUACCCAGCAUCACUUGGAUGAAGAAUGGCGUGUUCAUUGAUCCUUUCUUAGAACCUAACGUUCGAUUUAUAGAAGAAAAUUCUGCUCUUUUGAUUAAAUGGACCAGAAUAGAAGAUUCAGGAAAAUAUACAUGCAUCGCAUCUAGUGCUGCUGGUCAAAAUGAAAAAUCAUUUAAUAUUCAAGUUCAUACUCCUGCUACAAUUGACCGUUCCAACCUGAACAAUGAUGCCUUAGCCCUUUUAAAUCAAAGUGCUGUACUAAUGUGUCCAGUGUCUGGAAUUCCUUUUCCCACAAUUUCAUGGUUAAAAGAUGGAGAACUCAUCUUACGUUCAAAUACCGACUCAAAAUAUCAAAUUUUAGAAGAUGGGAAACUAUUGAAAAUAAAUUCAGUGAAAGAAAAUGAUGCUGGAAUAUUUACUUGUCUUGCCUUCAAUGAUGCAGGAAGUGAUGAAACAGAAUAUGUUCUUGAUGUCAUGGUACCCCCUCAACCUGAUCCACUUCUCAUGAAAUAUGAGCAAAGAUUGAAAGAAGGUGAAAAUGUCGUGUUGCAUUGCCCAUUUGAUGACUCUCACUAUGGACUAACAAUAUCCUGGCGGAAAAAUGGGAAAAACAUCAAUUCUGAAUCUCUUCCACCUCACAUGGAGCUUUCACCUGACAAUAAACAAGUUAAAAUUAUGAAAUCGCAAUCUAAAGACUCUGGUGUUUACAGCUGCAUUGCCAGCAAUUCUGCUGGAGAUUCUGAACAUGAAAUUGAUUUGUUAGUUAUGGCACCUUCCAAAAUUGAAAACCCUUCAGAAAAUAUUACUUCUACAUAUGUCAAGGAACAUCAUUCUAUUGUACUUGAAUGUACUAUUGCUGGACAUCCUCCCCCUAGAGUAAAGUGGUUCAAAGAUGAUAAUUUACUGGUAGAGCAACAUAAUACUAGUAUUCUAAUGUACGGAAAAUUAAAAAUUUCCUCUGCAUCUGCAGAAGAUGUUGGAAUCUACUCUUGUAAAGCUGAAAAUGAAGUUGGAUCUGACGAAAAAUUGUUUAAUUUAACCGUUUAUAUUCCCCCUACAAUCAAUGUCUCAAGUCAUGGGCUUCACAAAGUAGCUCUGCAAAAUUCUGAAAUUACAUUAUACUGUCCAGCUAGCGGUGUUCCAAAGCCACGUGUUAUUUGGUACAAAGGUUCUCAAAUGCUUUUGCCUGGUCCUCGUGUGGCCUUUUCAAAUUUUGGAGAAACUGUUAAGAUUUCUUACGCUGUUGCAUCUGAUGCUGGAAAAUACACGUGCUUAGCUUUCAAUGAAGCUGGGGAUACUGAAGCUGAAUUGUUUGUUAGAGUUCAUGUUUCUCCAACCAUAGAAAAAACAGUAUUGCAGGGCUCUGUAACUCCAGUGGUUAAUCAGUCUGUCAGAAUCCAUUGUGAAGUGAAUGGAUUGCCAUUUCCCAGUGUUGUGUGGUACAGAAACGGCAUUGAAAUCAAUGAUAAAGAGAGGUUCAUAUCAUCUGGCGGAGGGCAGUUUCUGGAUAUUUUGAACUUAAAAAGUUCAGAUGCUGGAACAUAUACAUGUGAAGCUAUCAAUGUUGCCGGACACUCUAAAAAAGAUCUUGAAGUUAAAGUUUCUGUACCACCUGGAAUAGAUGAUGAUGAAAAAUUCAAGGAAUAUCAAGUUGUUUUGGGUAAAUCCAUCCGCAUUGAUUGUGAUGUAUCGGGUACUCCACCCCCUACCAUAACAUGGUUGAAAAAUGGAUUGCCUUUAACAGAAAAAGACAACGUUAAAUUAAUUAAUGAUGAUUAUGCAUUACUUUUUACAUAUACCAUGCAGGCUGCUGCUGGGAACUACACUUGCAUUGCUACAAAUAAUGCUGGAACAGUGGAGCAAAAAUUUAACUUGACUGUUCUAGUUCCACCAACCUUAGAUGAAGAAAUAGAGAAAAGAGAUAAUAUCUCUGCUGUAGUUGGGUCUCAAAAUAGAUUGCAAUGCUCGGUUAAAGGCUAUCCUCAACCAGAUAUUUCAUGGUUUAAAGAUGGAAGUGUAAUUGCAAGUGAUGAAAACAUUGUCAUUAAAGGGGACAUUUUAGAAUUCUUGAAUGUUGAUUCUAGCCACAAUGGAACUUAUACUUGUGAGAUUAGCAAUGUUGCUGGAAAAAUAACUAAAGAUUUCAAUAUGCAAGUUUUAGUACCACCUAAACUUGAAGGCGGCAAUGAUUCAAGAUUUGUUACAUCUUCUGUCAAACAAUCAACAACUUUACAGUGUUCAGUUACUGGAAUUCCUACACCCUCAAUAAUUUGGUUGAAGAAUGGAUUACCAAUCAUAACAACAUACACCUCCCAGUUUCAUAUUGGUCACCGAGGAACUGAGCUUACUAUUAGAAAUGCUGAACUCCGGGAUUCGGGUCAGUACACCUGCAUUGCCAACAAUCCUGCUGGAAAUUCUUCUCGCCAUUUCAUGUUAACUGUUUUAGAACCACCUACUAUAAAAGAUAGUCCAUCAUCUAUGAAAGCUGUGGAAGGAAGUGAAGCAGUAUUGACUUGUUUUGCUGAUGGUGUUCCACCCCCAGAUAUCACAUGGAUGAAAGGUGGACUACCGAUAGUUGCAACUGAGGCACACUCUAUAAGGGUGGAGAAGUUUUCUCUUGUUCUAAGCAAUGUCAAGUUGAAAGAUGCUGCUGACUACACCUGUUAUGUUAAUAAUGAAGCUGGGGAAGAUUUUAAAACAAUCACAUUGGAAAUCAUAGCUCCUCCCGUCAUCAAGGAUAAUGAAUUAUAUGAAAAAGUUCUGUCAGGGGAUUCUGUUUAUCUUCCUUGUCUAGCUAGUGGGCAUCCAGCUCCUCUAAUAAUGUGGCAUAAAGAUUCUAUCUUGAUUAAUGGAAAUGAAAAUAGUCAAUUAUUACCCGAUGGUACUUUAUACAUAAAAUCAGCAAAUGUAUCACAUGCUGGGGCUUACAAAUGUUUAGCAGAAAAUGAAGCUGGCUCUUAUGAAGUUGCUCGCUUUUUAAAUGUUCUGACAUCUCCUACGAUAUCUGAUGAUUCUCCUUCAAAUUAUGAAGUUGUUCAAGCGCAACCUGCUGUACUUCAAUGCUCAUCUGAAGGUACCCCACCCCCCUCUAUAGCAUGGGAACAUAACGGAGCCUUAAUCGAUCUUUAUAACCCUCGAUAUAAGUUGUUUCCAAAUGGAGAUCUUCAUAUAUCUCUGACACAAUCUUCUGAUAUGGGUACCUACACAUGCAUUGCUAAAAAUGAAGCAGGCUCAGCUGUUAGGCACAUUGACCUGAUAGUUUUAGUUCCACCUACUGUCUCAAUUUCUGGACCAUCUGUGCUUGUAGUUUUGAAAGGAAGAAAUAUGGGAUUAUUCUGCUCUGCUAAAGGUUUUCCUCCUCCUCAUAUCAUUUGGCAAAGAAAUGGCAUACCAAUAUCUGGUGCUUCUAAUUCUGCUAAAUCUGGAAAGCUGAUAAUUGAAAAUAUUCGACCUGAAGACAGUGGCACAUAUGUUUGCAUUGCAACUAAUGCUGUCGGAAGGGAUCACAAAGGUGUUUUGGUUGAAGUCCAUGUGCCACCGAUAAUCACAAAUCUGCCUAAAAGUCAGGAUAUUUCUGUUGGAGAUGUGCUUACUCUCAGCUGUGAAGCUAAUGGUUAUCCAUAUCCUUCAAUUACUUGGUUAUUGAAUAACACUCAAAUCACUGGUUCUAGUAACUCCGUUCUUGGACGAAGCAAACUUGUCUUUGAAAAUGCUGGCAAACAAGAUGAAGGAACAUACAUAUGUUUAGCUCAAAAUGCUGCUGGCGAACGAAAAGCUGCUGCAGCUGUCAGAGUUAGAACACCGCCAGUAAUAUUGGGUUCUUCUGGUGUUAAAACUGUUCAGGUUAAAGAUACUGUGAUAUUGCACUGCUUAGUGAAGGGAGACCCAUCUCCAAAUAUUAUAUGGGUGAAAAAUGGACAGCAACUGGUUUUCAAUCACCAUAUUCAAUUAUCACAAAAUGGAUCUUUAUUUAUCUAUAAUUCUUCCGAUCAAGAUUCUGGUCAUUACAAAUGUGUAGCCAGCAAUGAUUUUGGUUCUGCAGAGCAAGUAGCUGAACUUGUGGUCAGAAGUAAACCAAGAUUUGUCAUCAUGCCUCACAAUACAAAAGCAACUGAAGGCAGUAAUGUUUUCCUUGACUGUAAAGUGAAUGGAGAACCUAAGCCGUCCGUUGCUUGGUUUAAAGAUAACAUUCCAAUCUUGAAGCAAGAGCGAAUUCUCAUAUUUCCCAACAGCACUUUAGAAAUCGUUGCUGCUCAAAUUGAUGAUGAAGGAGUCUAUUCAUGCUUGGCUAAUAACUCUUUGGGCACUUCAGUUAAAGAAGCUCAAAUAAUUAUCAUAGUUCAUGGCAAAUGGUCAGAGUGGCAAGAUUGGGGAGAAUGUUCUGCCACUUGUGGCGAAGGACGUCAAUUCCGCCAAAGAUUUUGCAACAAUCCAGCACCUCGAAAUAAUGGAAAAACUUGUAUUGGAAUUUCAUCUGAAGUAAAGCAAUGCACACAAGACCCAUGCCCAGUUAAUGGCGAGUGGGGUAAUUGGAUAGAAUGGCAAGAAUGCAGUGUAACAUGUGGUGUUGGACAAAGAUUGCGACAUAGAAUGUGUGAUAAUCCUAAACCAAAAUAUGGAGGAUCAAACUGUUCUGGAACUGAAAUGGAAGCUGAAUCUUGUUUACUAACAAAAUGUCCAGUUGAUGGUCGUUGGAGUUUGUGGUCUGAAUGGCAACCGUGUAGUGUGUCAUGUGGAAAAGGAAACCAACAGCGUGUCCGAGAAUGUAAUAAUCCUGAACCGCUUCAUGGUGGACAACUAUGUUUCGGUGAAAGUAAAGAGAUUCAAGAAUGCUAUACGGAAGACUGUCCAGUGAAUGGUGACUGGAGUGCUUGGAGCGAAUGGUCAUUUUGUUCUUCCUCUUGUGGUGGAGGUAUUAGAGAAAGAAAAAGAGCCUGUGAUUCUCCAUAUCCAGCCAAUGGCGGUCACCAAUGCAUUGGUGCAAGUUACCAGAUUGAUUACUGCAACAGUGCUCAAUGUCCAGUAAAUGGUGAAUGGGGACAGUGGUCUACAUGGGGUCCAUGUUCAUCUUCAUGCAACAAAGGUCAAAAAAAGCGUUUCAGAUCAUGUGACAAUCCUGAACCUGCUGGUGGUGGAAGAGAUUGCUCUGGAGCUUCUCAAGAAAUUGAGGUGUGCAAUGCACAUUUAUGUCCAGUUGAUGGUAAGUGGAGUGAAUGGAGUGCAUGGUCUACUUGUUCUGUCUCCUGUGGUACUGGAGUUCGUUCACGAAUUCGACAAUGCAGUAAUCCUGAUCCUACUUAUGGAGGGAAAGAUUGUGUUGGAGAUUCUGAAGAUUAUGAAGACUGCAGAGAAGAAGCAUGUCAUGAUUUACCAUCUCAAGCUGCUGGUCAUUUGAUUGGAAUAUUAAAUGGAAUAGACUUUGGUCUCUCUAUGUUCACAGCUAACGUAUCCCGAUCUGGUUUGAAGCAUGUUGUUAUAGGGAAUAUUGAAAACAUAACAGAUGAUAUAGCUGAUGAAAUGAGAGUAUUGAUUCCUAUUUUGACUCCCAUGUACUGGACUACAGCAGAUGAAAUUGGCAGAGCUGUCAAUGGUUACACUUUAACUAAGGGAUUCUUCCGCAAAGAAACGCAAGUCAAUUUUGCUACAGGUGAAGUUUUGUAUAUGACUCAUGUAGUACGAGGAUUGGAUAUAAAGGGUAACCUCUUAGUCGAUAUUGUAAUAAGUGGAGAUGUUCCAGAUUUACCAUCUUCUAAUCUAACUCUGCAUCCCUUUACAGAGGAUUACAUACAGACCGGUCCAGGUUCAAUCUAUGCUCUGUCAACACGUACUUAUAAAAUUGGGGAUUAUAUUCUUCCUUAUUCAUGGAACCAUUCAAUAUUUUAUGAUGAUAGUCUUGGUGAAAUGCCUUUUGUGGUGGAAAGACUUUAUGCUGAUAAUAUUGAAAGCCAAUACGAUCCUGAUACACUAAAUAUGAAAUUUUUCAUAUCUGCUGCUAUUGGUAUAGGUAAUAGCUUCUCUUGAAUAUUUUUU